Messenger RNA from Dermatophagoides farinae (American house dust mite), 2644 nucleotides. RefSeq names its product putative lipid scramblase CLPTM1. Gene Ontology annotation, cellular component: membrane; endomembrane system. The record is from RefSeq and is a predicted model, not a curated record. NCBI's taxonomy places the organism in Eukaryota, Metazoa, Arthropoda, Arachnida, Sarcoptiformes, Pyroglyphidae.
CCAAAUGUUCCAUUGCAUUCUCAGAAAAUGAAAAUAUAGAUCCAUCAUCAUCGUUGUCAUCUUGGCCAUGACAUUGUCGUGCCAUUAUUAUUAAAAUCGUUAGACACAAAUUGAUUGGCCACAUGUUUGAGUUUUUCCAAUUUCAAUCAUUCUGUUUAUAAUUUACAUCAUCAUCAUCAAUCAUCAAAACAAAUUAAAUAAAAAAAAAAUCAAAAAAAAAAAUCCAUUUUUUCAAACAUGCGCGUUAGUAACUCACGUAUCACAAUGAAUUGCAUUUUGUCGAUGCACACAUUAGAUUAAAGUCACAAGUCACAUUGCAACAUAAAAAAUAUAAAAAAUAUGAUGACUAGCUCAAAACUGUAUCCAUUUGUUGUAGUCUCAAUAAACUGAACACAACAUUAUGACCAUGUCUGCAGUAUGCUCACACCUACUGCAAAAACAUGGCAAAAUUUUGAUUCUUUCAUUCCAUUUAGCAACUCUAAUCUAAUUAUUAUUAAAUUAAUUUUUUCAUUUCAAUUGAGCUAUGCGGAAAGAUAAACUGUUUCACUUUUGAAAUUGCUCUUUUCUAAUCUUGCAACUCUGAUCAAACAAUGUCCAAUUCUGAUGUGAUUACUGCAUCCGGUGCCGUUGAUCCACCACCACCGACAACCGGCAAUAAUGAUGAACAACAGCAGCAGCAGCAACAACAACAACAACAACCACGUACUUGGUCAAUGAUUAAAAGUCUGGUGAUGCGAGCGUUGUUUUUCUAUUUCAUCAUGUCAAUGUUUCGCAAACAGCCAACGAAAACACCACCCGAUUCCGGUGCUGGUGGCGGUAGUGGUGUAAAUAUGCCAAGUCACGGUUCAAAUCUUUAUCCAAACGGCACUCACAUGGAUCUCUUUCUAUACAUUAAUGAAAAUAAAUAUGGUCCAGAUUUCGACGAUUCUAGUCAAUUGGUUUGGUUCAAACCUGAUCUUAUCUAUGGUGAUUGGCUCAGUGGUCCCACUGGUAAUGGUGAAUACAUUGAGCAAGUGAAUGUCAAUUUAUCGCCAAAUGUUCAAAAUAAUGGUUCACUAUGGUUGCACAUAAUUGUCGUGCCGAAUGGAGCAAGUCCGAAUGCCAAGGAUCGAGAUAACCAUAAUCCAGUGUAUACGAUACAAAAAAGCAAACAAUUGAAUCGAUACAAGAAACGAUCGUAUAAAAAAACACACAACCUAUUGACCGGACAGACUGCAGCCACCGAAGAAGAACAAGCCAAAAUCAAACAAAACAUUCGACACGAAAUUCUCUCUCAUUGGCAUCCAAAUCUGACCAUCAAUCUCAUCGAUGAUCAUACACCGUGGACUCGUGGUCAGGUUCCAGCUCCAUUACAGGAGUACAUUGAAUUCGAACCGAUAAGUGGCAAAUAUUAUCCCAUCAUAUACAUUAACGAUUACUGGAAUCUGAUGCGUGAUUAUCAACCGAUCAAUGAGACCGUUUCGAACAUUACGUUUCGGUUCACAUAUCAGCCACUGUCGUUGUUCAAAUGGCAAAUGUACACCGCUCAAUCGAUGCGUAACAAAUGGACUUCGUUGAUGGGUCAUGAUGCCAAUGAACAAGACGACGAUGAACAGGAUUUGUUAAAGGAGACCUUUCUGGAAACAUCACCCAUUCUGCUCGGACUGACUGUCGUUGUUUCCAUAACCCAUUCAGUAUUUGAGUUUCUUGCAUUCAAAAAUGACAUACAAUUUUGGCGAAAUCGUCGUUCACUAGAAGGGCUUUCCGUUCGAUCCGUAUUCUUCAACGUAUUUCAAUCGCUCAUUGUAUUGCUGUAUGUAUGCGACAAUGACACAAACUUUAUGAUUCGUAUUAGCGUCCUGAUCGGUUUGGUCAUUGAAUUGUGGAAGAUUAAAAAAGUGGUCAACAUUGAACGUGUGGACAACGAGAAAUGGUUCGGUUUGUUUCCUAAAUAUCGCAUCACCGAUAAAGGGUCGUAUGUUGAAUCAUCAACCAAACAAUACGACAUGCUGGCAUUCAAAUAUCUGUCAUGGAUCCUGUUUCCAUUAUUCGUCGGUUAUGUCAUUUAUUCGCUCAUUUACAAUGAACACAAAGGCUGGUAUUCUUUCAUAUUGAACAUGAUUUAUGGAUUCCUACUCACAUUCGGUUUCAUAAUGAUGACACCACAAUUGUUCAUCAAUUAUAAACUCAAAUCUGUGGCUCACCUUCCAUGGCGAAUGUUGACUUAUAAAUUCCUCAAUACAUUCAUCGAUGAUAUAUUUGCCUUUGUCAUCAAAAUGCCCACAAUGUAUCGUCUUGGAUGUUUCCGUGAUGACAUUAUUUUUCUCAUCUACGUUUACCAACGAUGGAUAUAUCGAGUCGAUCAAAGCCGUGUCAAUGAAUUCGGUGUAAGUGGUGAAGAAUUGGCUCAAGCCGAACACCAACAGCAGCAACCACAACAACAAACACAAACACAAAUCGAACAGAAUGGCAAUGUUCUAGCCGUAGGUGACGAUGAUGAUGGUGAUGGCGGCCAUCAUGUGGGUGAUACAGAAUCGAAAAAAGACAAAUGAUACACCCCCACCACCUACACAUUCGAACCAAACAAUAGAUUGUCCAAAAACUCAAUUGUAAACAAUAUUGGAGAGUGAUAAUUUUGCAAUUAAAAAGUUUUUAUUAUUUCAAA